ACGAUGCCUCGGGAUUUAUCUCGAUCUCGAUCACCUUCGUAUAGGCGGAGGCAUUCACCAUCCCCCUUAGGGCAUAGGUAUUCCAGGAGAAGUCGAAGAGACAGAAGUCGUUCACCGUAUUCAUCUUAUAGCAGGUGAUCCCGUUUAUGUUCUUAGUUUUAUUUACUUUCGUUUAAUCGCGUGAAUAAUCGGUAACAAUUUAUGAAAAGAACGACACCAUGUCUUCUGAUGCGAUUUGGAUUUCACUGACAUCGGAGUUUCUGCAUGAAUCUUGCCCCUUUUGCUGAAAAUUUCCCCGUUUUUCUGUCUAAUAUGAAGGCUAUUCAGUGUUGCCCUAAAUUUACUUUUCUCUUGGACUUGUUCUGUGAUGAGGUAAGAGGACUUUGAUUACACUAAUUGAAGGCUCGUUUAUGGUAUAUUCUGAUUAUUAUAAUACUGACAGGAAACAGUAUUAGUAUCUUUGUUGCUGUGCUUAUUGGGUUUUCGUGUUUAUUUUAUUGUUUACUUACAAAAACUGAUCUUUAUAUAUAAAUAGUCGAAGUUAGGUUUGGAUAUCUUUUUUGCUUCAUUCUCAUUUAAAAAGAACAGCUAGGCUUUCUUGACGUUCUCUUUUCAGAUUGAGUCAUAUCUUCCAGAUCUUCUCGACCUCUUUUAUUGUUUAUGUGCUCAUGAUUGGUAGGCUGUACUUGUGAUUUGCUAAUUUGAAUUUCACAUAAAAUUUCUGAUUAUUGUGGCAUAAUCGUCAAGUAUCUCUGGAUGGUAUUUAAUCUUUGAGAAACAUUUGUGGCAUAAUCGUUUGUUGAAAACAGUGAGUGAGGGAGAAAAUUUAAGUCUUUGGGGAAAAACUCUAAAAUAUGGUGUAAAGCAAACAGAAUAGACAUGAACUUGGUAACAUAAUUGAGAAAUAAGUCAGUUCUUCCUAUCACAUGGGAAGUGACCAGGUUAUGGGUGCUGAUGGGUGUCCUGUCAUUGCUCGAUUGUGACUUUGCUUCUUCAUGUGAUGUGAUAAAAGAUGGAGCUCACAAAGGUUUAUUCUUAACAAUGUAUGAGAAGAAAAAGCCGCUCAAUUUCCCCAAGACGCCAUAGAAGUUCACGAACACCAAGACGCCAUAGAAGUCGUUCUCCAACUUCAAGGAGUUACAGGAAGCAAAGACGACGAAGUUCCUCAUCAUCUCUGCAUCCUAGAUCUUCUGGAUCUAGCCCUGGAUCCAUUGAGCAGAAAAGUACCAGCGAAAAAUUCAGAAAGGAAGAGGAAGAGAGAAAACGGCGACAAAAGGUGACAGAGGCUAAAUUUCUUGAAAAAGAGACAACAAAAAGAUUGGAAGAAGCCAUUCGUAAGAAAGUCGAAGCGAGCCUGAACGACGAUGACGUUAAGGUGGAAAUUAACAGUAAGAUGGAGGAGGGACGGAGAAGGCUUAACGAAGAAGUGGCAGCUCAACUUGAGAAGGAAAAGGAAGCUGCCCUUAUCGAGGCCCAACGGAAAGAGGAAGAAGCUAGAAAAGAGAAGGAAGAAGUAGAAAGGAUGGUGGAGGAGAGGCGGAGGAGAGUAGAAGAGGCUCAGAGAAGUGAGGCUUUAGAGAGACAACAGAGGGAGGAGGAGAGAUAUAGGGAACUUGAAGAGCUACAAAGGAAGAAAGAAGAAGCCAUUAAGAGGAAAAAACAGGAAGAAGAUGAACAGCGACUUAACCAGAUGAAGCUUUUGGGUAAAAACAAAUCACGCCCCAAAUUGUCAUUUGCCAUUGGCUCUAAAUAAUUAAAAUAUUUGUCCAAAAUGAAGAAAAAAAGUAAAUGUUUAGUUUUCUUUUAAGUCGUGAAUUUGACUCGAUUGUUCUCACGUUCUCACACUUCGUGUAAUUCGUGUAAUUUGGGAUGACAUUUUUUUUUUAACUUAAUGCCAUUAUGUAUUCCUUCCUCUCU
Messenger RNA from Cucurbita pepo subsp. pepo (vegetable marrow), 1917 nucleotides. RefSeq lists its product as uncharacterized. Gene Ontology annotation, molecular function: cadherin binding. The record is from RefSeq and is a predicted model, not a curated record. Lineage: Eukaryota; Viridiplantae; Streptophyta; Magnoliopsida; Cucurbitales; Cucurbitaceae. Gene Ontology annotation, cellular component: mitochondrion; nucleoplasm.